GAGCCUCAAGUCUGAUAAAGUCCGACAGCAACGGCUUCACAGCUCAAUUUGGUCUAGAAACGAACAGAACCAGCUCAACCACCACUUAAAGAUCUUUUGAAAAUUUAACUUGUGGGAACCGGCUAUGGUAAAAUUGCGCCAAAUGUUGCUCAUUCUCUCAGCGCUGACAAGUUGGUGUGCGCUCAGUUCUGCAUCGACAUGCCUCGCUGUGGAGGAGGCGUACGGAGCAGUGGUCAACCAGCUACACCCCGGGCAACAGAACUCGCUUCUGGGCGAGGAGUCGCUCGUCGCUCUCUUUAAUACACUGGAGAACCGUGUGCAAUGUGAAAAAGUGCCGUGUGGAAAGUGCAACCUACUCGACGCUGUUCACCAGCUGAUCCACAAUCACAGUGACCAUCGUCAGGCAGGCGUCGAGGAAGUCCUCAAUGUAGACGCGUCGGAAUUCACCGCCCUCGCUGCUGGCUGCGUUCUGUACCUGUCCUCUCCUGACACGGUGUGCGCCGCGGCGGACCAGGGAAGGUGGGGGCAGGAGGUGGAACACUUCCUGCACGGAAUCACAAGCGGGAAUUCCCAUGAACAUUACCAUGAGGAGGAGGAAGAUCACGCAGGGGAGGGCGAGUCAUGCGACGGGCAUGAACAUCCACAUGUGGCCCUUCGUGGAUUAGAACGUGUGCUCAGCGCAUUUCUCAAGCACUAUGAGUCAUCAGACAUUGAGAACUGCAUCACAUCGAGCGACAUCAUGUUGGAGGUGGAGCAGACCCAAGUGGCUGGUGCAGUUCUGGGCCGGAUCUUGUAUCACGCCCUGCGAGGUCGAUGCUUUCAAACACUCCCCGAAGAAAGUUUCUUCCUGGAUUACAUCGUGCACCUGGGCUCGGAGAAUUUUACCAUCACAGACUUGGAGGAUCUCAUGGCUUCUCUGGACAUUGGACCCGAGUUGGAGUCCGACCACGGGCACGACGAACACGAGCAUCACGAUCACGGCAAGCAACUCAGGCAUUCUGAAAUGAACGGCACCUGGGAGGAGCACUGUUUCUCUGCGCACGAGCUGGUACAGAUCCACAACCUGACUGUGGACUCCCCCAAUCUGGGUCGCUCUGACCUGGCUCGUCUUAGCCCGGCGCUAAUCCAGCAGAUCCUGAGCGGGGCCUGCGCUGGCUCGCACCCGACGAAACCAGACGAGCUCAGCAAAACGGAGCGGUACCUGUACGCGACCCUGGCCAACGUGAUCAUCACGUUGAUGUCCAUGUUCGGGAUCGUGUUGCUGCUGUGCACGUCGUGCACCAGCGUCUUCCAGCUGUGCAUCCAGUUCUGCAUCAGCCUGGCUGUGGGCUCGCUCACGGGGGACGCCUUGCUGCAUCUGCUGCCCAUGUUUCUGGGGCUGCACGUGCACACGCACAAAGUCGGCGGAGGCCACCACCCCUCUGAGCUUUCGGAUUACGUCUACAAGAUGUUGGUGGUGCUGGGUGGGAUCUACUACUUCUACCUGAUGGAAACCAUCUUCAAUAUUGUCACGCAUGGACAUCACCACCAUGGGGAUGAAUCUGAACCUCACCACUGCGACCACGGCCGGGUUCUAGAGAUGUAUCAGGAGGAGAGUAAACACAAAUACAAAAUGAACUCAACUUCCAAAACAGACCUGGUAAGAAAUGUCACAUAUUUUAGCUGCAUUAAUAUUAUUGUAACUGUGAUUAUUACGACGACUGUCAAGGUGAAAGAGGAGGAGGAAGAAAAAUAUUUUCACAUGUCCAGAAAGAGGACCAGAGAACAUCGGUUGCUGCCUUACAUGAUCACUAUAGGGGACGGCAUCCACAACUUUGCAGACGGCCUGGCGAUGGGCGCCGCCUUCUCGCUUUCGUGGAAAUCUGGACUCGCCACGACGCUGGCCGUCCUCUGCCACGAGCUGCCCCACGAACUAGGCGAUUUCGCCAUCUUGCUCAACUGCGGCCUGUCGGUACGCAAGGCACUGCUUUUGAAUAUCGGCAGCGCCUUGACGUCCUUCGUGGGCCUUUACAUCGCCUUGAGCGUGGCGACCGACCUGGCCACCACGCAGUGGAUCGCCGCUGUCACCACGGGCCUGUUUCUCUACGUGGGCUUGGCUGACAUGCUGCCCACCAUGAUGCACAUCAAGUCCAAGACGCCGUGGCUGGUGUUCGCCCUGCAGAACGUUGGCCUGCUGUGCGGUUGGGCCAUCCUCCUGCUGCUGUCCGUCUACGAAGAGAGCAUCAGCUUCUAGAGGCCUCGGCCCUACUUUGGACUUGACACUUGUCGUUGUUCUAGGAUGUUAAAUGUCAGACAAGUCUAGAAAAAUAAACAAUUUUACAUAAGGUACACAAAUGAGUGAAAUCAAAACACAGUUGGCUUUACAUUAGUGGUACGAGCGACUCGUUCAAUGGACAAAUGUAUUCAAGUAAUUGAGACAGGACUUUGACUGAACACAACUACACGCACAAGCUGACUGUUUAACAUGCAAUUUCUUCCGAGCCACAUGACAGCAUGCUUAAGUCAUCUUACUUUUGAUUGUAAAAUGCACAAAUGUUCAAAUGUUAUGUAAUUUUGCACAGUUGGGGUUCUUUUGUGUUUGAGUUUAUUAGGGGUCGCACAAGAGCAACAAAUAUUGUGUUAAAGUAUGAUUUUACUUUGGCUCACCAAAACAUUUUCAGGAUGUCAAACAUCUAGUGUGAUAUAUAUUUUGUGAAUUUGCAGUUUGAAUAAUAAAUAUGCCAGCAAAUCACUUAUCUGUUUUACUAGUCUCUUUUUUUUUUUUUUAACUGCUUAAUAAUUCAUAUUUUCAAUUAUUAUCGAGUCUAUUCAACUUUGUCCUCAAACAGGCUGAUGAUACUU
Molecule: messenger RNA, 2841 nt
Organism: Syngnathus acus (greater pipefish)
Lineage: Eukaryota; Metazoa; Chordata; Actinopteri; Syngnathiformes; Syngnathidae
Gene: slc39a4
Product: solute carrier family 39 member 4
Exons: 11
Coding region: 125-2233 (702 amino acids)
Biological process (GO): zinc ion import across plasma membrane; intracellular zinc ion homeostasis
Cellular component (GO): membrane
Molecular function (GO): zinc ion transmembrane transporter activity
Source: RefSeq, a predicted model, not a curated record